Messenger RNA from Durusdinium trenchii, 1285 nucleotides. Lineage: Eukaryota; Dinophyceae; Suessiales; Symbiodiniaceae. The record is from the annotation of a GenBank genome assembly.
CGCUGCUUUCACUGGGGUUGACUCCACUUGCGUCCCACUUCGUCACACUUCUCAUGGCGCCCCUCUCACCAGCGCCUGCGCUGGCACUGGUCUCGCUGCACUUCUGCUUGGGUCUCGCCUCGGCGGCACCAGGAAAGUUGGCGGUGGAUUCCUAUGGACGGCUGGUGCCUGUUCAGGAGCACGUCUCCAUCCCAUCCGUCCCGGCGAUGGCGACGUCCCCGGUGAUUCGAAAGGUCGCGAGCCUUCCGGUGCCCACUGACUGGCCAAAGCCUUUGCCCAAGGUGCCAGCACCGGACCCAGCACCAGAUGCCACGCCCGAGCUCGCCCGAGAGGCUCAGAUCUCACGGACGAAUUCGCCUUCGACAGCUCCUCCCCUGCAUCUUCCCGAGGCUGCACACAUCUCCAGCGCGCCGGUGCAUGGUACCGAUCUGCUGGUCUUGACCUCGGGAGCCUUCCUGCUGCCGGCGCAUGUCUCGGGGCGUGCGGGCUUGCAGUGGUAUGGCAUGAUCUUCUCCCUGCAGGCGUUGAUCUGCGGUGUGUAUCACUACUGCGACCAACAUCGCGUGGGCACUGAGCUGAGUGGCCCCGUGUGCUCGGAGACCAGCUACCGCUUUUGGCACCUGUCGGACCACGGCAUGGCAUACUUUGUCAUGCUCCAGAUGGGCUUUCUGCUCCUGGGACCUGAAGAUCCUAUGCUCCGUCGUCUAGUUCCUUGGGGUGACACUGUGCGGCUGCCAGGUCCGCUGCAGACGGUCUUCGUCACGCGGCUGGUGCCUAGCAUCUUGCUGAUCCUCCUGGUCUGGCGAGGCCACGGCGAUCACUCCAUCGGAAGCCCGAUCUUUCACUUGCUACUGGGAGGUCUUUGUUGUCUUCUAUUUCUCUUUGCUCAGAGUACCUUUUGGCUCUUCCGGCCUGGUGCAGCUGCCCAAGCGCUCUUCUUGAAGCAGUCCUGGUUGCGCCUCGCCCUUUGCUCCGCUUCAGUGAUCCUCAGUCUCAUGAUGUUUGUGGCGAUGCAGCGUGUCGCCAAUGACCAGAGCAAGGUCCUCAGGUCCAAGAUCUCCUUUUGCUGUGGGAAUGGGCGGGGCCAAAGCAGUUGCACAUUCCGCCUGGCAUGUUGCCACAGCGGUGCUGGCAUGUGGCCUCUUUCAGGUGAUUCAGCGGCCCUCCUGCCGCUAUGAGGCCAGUGACUUCCAGGGGCAAACCUUCAAGGAGAUGAGCUGAGCGGUGCUGCGAAAAAAGUGUUUUCUCCUGAAGCGCUGCGCUGCUGAACGGCAGCAGGGGAAGG